AUGGCUGGUUCCACACGUUUUCCUCACAAUGGCAUGGAGAAUUGGGGUCUAGUUAUAUACCAUGAUUCUGUUUUGGCUCAAGAACCCGGUUAUACAGAUGGUUGGUCCGAUAAACAAUAUGCUUUAACUAUUUUGGCUCAUGAAACUUCUCACAUGUGGUUUGGCAAUAGUGUUACCUUUAAAUGGUGGAACUAUUUCUGGUUGAAUGAAGCUUUUGCCCGUUAUUAUGAAUAUUUCAUGGCCCAUGAGUUGUAUCCCGAAUAUGAAUUGGACAAACAAUUCACUGUUAAGCAAGUUCAACUUAUAUUUGGAACAGAUGCUACUAAUAAUACUCAACCCUUGACUAGUCUUGAGGAAACGAUUAAUACCCCCAGUGAAAUUGGUUACAAAUUCAGCGGUAUUACUUAUGCCAAGGGAGCAGCUGUCCUGCGCAUGUUUGCCAAUAUAAUGGGUAAAACGAAUUUCGAUCAAGCUGUCAGAGAGUACUUGAAGGAAAACCACUUGAAGAACGUAGUGCCCGAAGAUUUAUUCAAAUAUCUGAAAAAACAUUGGCCCAAAGACCACCAAGUAGACUUGGAUGAAUUAUUUAAAGAUUGGACCGAACAAGUGGGCUAUCCAGUAGUGACAGUAACUGCCAGUCCUAGUGGUAGAUUUACACUGAAACAAAAACGAUUUUUACUAGAUCCCAAUGAUGGUAGUGAUGCCUCCCUGAGAUAUACCAUACCCAUAACCUUUAACAAUGAUAUGAAAACCAAUUAUACAGAAUUCACACCCAAAUUCUAUUUCAAUAAAACUCUAGAGGAAGUCGCUUUUGGUAAUACUGCUCAUCACGAUUGGGUCAUAGUAAAUACACAACAAUCCAACUAUUAUCGAGUUUUCUACGAAGCUAAACUUCAGAGACACUUGCGUAUAGCUUUUGAACAGGAAAAUCAUUCGGGCAUACAUGUCAGCAAUCGUGCUAGUGUAAUUGAUGAUCUUUUCACUUUCGGUCUUGUGGGCCUUAAGGGUUAUGAUGAAAUUUUUGAAUUUAUGGAAUAUUUAGCUACAGAAACUGAGUACACACCCUGGUAUGCAGCCUUCAAAGGUUUUAAUAACGUGUAUGUACGUUUGACCUUAGAACAACAUAAAGAAUUUGGCAAAUUUUUAAUUGAAGUACUCGAUAAGGUUUAUAAAAAACUAGGAUUUGAAAAUCCUAAUGAUACUAUUUUGGAUGUCUAUAAUCGCAAUAAAGUUAUUAGUUGGCUUUGUAGAUAUCAUCAUGAAGAUUGUAAUGCUCAAGCCGUACUUAAAUUAAAUGAGUACUUAACGGCCAACACCAAGCCAUCGCCUGAUUUCCGAGAAGCUUUAUAUUGUGCUGCUAAUCGUAAUGAUGCUCUCAAUAUUUAUGAUAGUCUCUUAAGAAUGUUUAACGAAGAGGAAUUGAUGAGUGAAAAGGAAAAGAUUUUACGGGCCAUGGGUUGCACACGUUAUCUGGUUAAGUCACAUUAUGAAUUUAUAUUGUCAGAUAACGUUCCUCAGGAGCUAAAAACCACAGGUUUAAGUAGUUUGUAUAAUCAAACUCCUGAAAAUAUAAAAACAGUAUUUCAACUAAUGACCGAUAAUGUGGAGGAACUAGAAGAAGCUUUACAAAGCUGGUCCACCACUGCUGACGUAAUCAGUGGUAUUUCCAAUUAUUUAACCACUCAAGAGGAACUGAACAUGUUGCUACACUUUACUAAUGAAAAGGGUCAUCUCUUUGGCUCAUCAAUUAGGACUUUGGAAAAUGCCAUUACUUCUACUGAAAACAAUCUUAAAUGGGCCGGUUCACAUUUGGGCAAAUUGUUUUCGUAUCUCGAUGGACGUAAUAGUGCAACCACUACUACAGCAGCCCUAUUUUUAAUACCCCUCUCCUUGAUAACAUUGCUAAUGUUUAUGUAA
This is a messenger RNA of Lucilia sericata (common green bottle fly), 1917 nucleotides long. Its product is annotated as aminopeptidase N. The transcript is spliced from 5 exons. Gene Ontology annotation, cellular component: cytoplasm. Gene Ontology annotation, molecular function: peptide binding; metalloaminopeptidase activity; zinc ion binding. Gene Ontology annotation, biological process: proteolysis; peptide catabolic process. The record is from RefSeq and is a predicted model, not a curated record. NCBI's taxonomy places the organism in Eukaryota, Metazoa, Arthropoda, Insecta, Diptera, Calliphoridae. Bases 1 to 1917 code for a protein of 638 amino acids.